AUGGCGGCGCCCAUUGAAUGGAGUGAGCUUCCGGAUAUUGCCCUGAUUUACAUCUACUAUAAGGUAGCCGAUCAAGACAGGUUGAGCAUGGCGCUUACUUGUAAGAACUGGCAUCGUCUGUUCUCUUCCGCUUUGCUGUGGCGACAUCGUAGGGUGGUGUUUAACUCUGAUUCCGCUGAACUAACGGCGGAAAAAGAAAUACAAUUUCUGGACAAGUUUGGACAUUGCUUAAACAAAUUGUCGAUAAAUAUCGGUACGCCAAAUUUCAAGACAUGCAUGGCCAUAUCGAAAGCUGCGGAGACGUACGUAACGCGCAUAUGCGGACGGAACGACAUUAAGUUGCGGGAGCUUGAGCUAGAAUCACUGCAUCUUGAACAGAACUGGCGCUUCGUUCUCUCCAGGAACCGAUUGGUUACCGCCCUUUGUCGCAUGAUCAGGAAACAGCGGAGACUGCAGACAAUAUACAUGGCGGGUGCUCGCAUGCGCAUGGUGGACGGCUGCCGAGUUCUGGAGGCGCUUGUAAAGGGUACAAACGCGCGGACUAUAACAAACAUUUACGUGGAAGACUUUUUUGAAACUAACGUUAUUCCACACAGAGCACAACGAUAUGUCUCUGCUAUAUCUAAAUUCUCUUCGCUGCAAUACAUUCAUAUUAAUUACAAAUACCUUAACGGCGAAGUGCUGAGGAACUUUGCAAAUAAACUUGGAAGGAAGCUAGAAAGCUUAUCCCUGAUUCUGGAAGGAGACAUCCGAGGUCUUGAGAUCCCCACAGAUGUGUGGGUGGAGUUCGCAAAGCAAUGUCCCCUUGCGGAAGUUGGGAUGUAUCUCUGCACGACGAUUCUCAGGGGCCACGACUUACGGACACCGUUUGUGCGGGGUCUACCCCUGAACAACGUGUACCUGACGUCCUGGUCUCGCGCGGACGAGACUGAGUUCCGGUUGGCGGCCCUGCUGAGACAUUUGGGUCACCUGUACAACACUUCUCUAGAGUCGUUCGCCAUGUUCUUCGAGCAGCAUGAGCACUUGGACGUGGAGCUGUUGUUCAUGCUGCGGAGGUGCCGGCACCUUCAGGACCUAUCCGUGCUGGCGAGCAUUUCCGCCGACACAAUCAUCGACAUCAUGAAUCUCCAGCACCAGCGGUUACUCGCGUUAAAGUCCAUCAAUCUGACGAUUUCUGGGCUAACAGACGCCGAUUGGGCGCGCAUCGACGCCGAGAAGGAGCGGUUGCUGGCCACCGUCGGCGAUUUUGUCUACGUAGGCCCCAGCGAGAACGAUUCCAGCGACAGUGGCAGCAGCACCAUCACGCUGGAGGAUGACGGUGACGCCGUUCACGCCGUUGAAGCAGGUGAUGAAAACAUCGAUGCUGAGAAUGCGUUCGCCGUACAGUUGAACAAUAUUGAAAUUCACAUUGAGGAUGAAGAUGCAAUUUUUGGACCUCUAAGAAAUCCAUACCAUGAUGAUGACGACAAUUUUCUAUUAUGAAUGAGCAAAAAUAAGCGAUAAGCGAUGGGGCUAUGCUUGUUCUAUGUAUACAACAUUGCAAUGUUACUCAUGGAAGUCAGUUCUGUGGGAAAUGACUUACACAUAUGCUGUUUCAAUGUUAUGUGUUGCUCAUCAUGGCGGUAAUACGUUUGUUCACAAUGCACGUACUAUU
Messenger RNA from Mya arenaria, 1654 nucleotides. Its product is annotated as F-box only protein 39-like. The transcript has 3 exons. Gene Ontology annotation, molecular function: protein binding. The record is from RefSeq and is a predicted model, not a curated record. Bases 1 to 1482 code for a protein of 493 amino acids. NCBI's taxonomy places the organism in Eukaryota, Metazoa, Mollusca, Bivalvia, Myida, Myidae.